AUGGGUCCUGGAGACGAAGUUGUCAGCUGGCGCUGCCUCAGGGCUGCAGUUGAAGGGGGGCCACCCCCGGGGUCGCCUUCAGGGGGCCCCCUAAGCCAGCAGCAGCAGCAGCAGCAGCAGCAAAUACCUUAUCCAGUUGCUGCAGCAGCAGAGCUCUUGGUUGCUGCUGCUGACGUGACGGGGCAAAGAGAAGCUCUUGCCGCUCUCGACGGCUGCAGCUUCUUAGCAAGGGCCGUCCGCCCUGCAGACUUUAUUGGAGCCAUACAUGAUGCUGCGCUGCUAUUUGGAGCUGCGAGGCCCUCGCUGCUGCCAGCACUGAUUCCCUUCUUGGCUCCCUUUUGCUGCCGCCCCCUUCUGGUGUACAGACACCCCGCAGUGGCUGCGCUGCAGGGAGCAGCAGCAGCACUUCAUGUUGUCAAUUUGAGCUGCUCGCCUUAUUUGACUGUUUCUGACGAAAGCGGCAGCAGAUACCGCCUAAAAGACCAGCAGCAGCAGCAGCAGCAGCAGCAGCAGCAGCACGCAGCAGCAGCAGCAAAGACUGCCGAACCGCAGCAGCAGCGGCAGCAGCAGCACGCCUGUGGUACAUGGACGUCUUUGCUGCCUGGUGGCUUCUUGUCGUCGCUAGCCACUGACAGAGCCGCAGCAGCACCAGCAAGCGCUGCUGCUGCUGCUGUGCCGGAAGGCCAGGGAACGUCCCCCAAAGAGCAGGGGGCGCAGCAGCAGCAGCAGCAGCAGCAGCCGGAGCAGCGAAUGCAGGUGCUGCUUGCUGCUGCAACUGACGCAGCAAUCGACGCAGCAGCAAUGACACUAGACGAUCUGCAUCCCCAAGUGCUGCGCUUGGAGACUCUUUUCUCUAGCAAAUCAUCAUCAGCAACAGCAUCUGCUGCUGCUGCUGCUGCACCUGCAGCAGCAGAAGCAGCAGCAGAAAACUGGCUUGCUGCUGACUCGCUGCACUGCCUCCGCGCAGCACUUGGCUGCCUCCAGACUCUGGCUCAUUUGUGGGUGGGUCUCCACAGAGCAGCAGCAGAAGCAGAAGAGGGGCAAGGGCCUGCUGCUGCUGCCGCUGCUGCUGCUGCUACUGCUGCUGAGUCACGGAUUGUAGACAAGGUAGCAGCAACAGCAGCAGCAAGUCACCUUGACGUCUCCGCCUUUGGGACUGAAAGCAGAGCGAUGAGGGUCUUGGAUGUUCUUGAAGUAGGCUUCGCAGUGUAUCCAGCCAUGAGGUGCGUGCUGGCCAUGGGGCAGCAGCAGCGCGAGCAGGAGGACUCUUCGGACACGGCAGCAGAAGCAGCAGCAGCAGCAGCCGCAGCAGCAGCAGCAGGAGCAUUUGCUGCCACGCUGCAGUGCGUGGUGCACUGCGCCGCGCUUCCCUGCUGCACCUGGCCCUCUGCUGCAGCUCGUGCUGCUGUCUUUUUGCUGCUGAAGCGGCGGCUGCUGCGGCCCUGCUGCUUCUUGCCAUUAGCGACAAUUAGCGUAAGUUGA
Molecule: messenger RNA, 1482 nt
Organism: Eimeria tenella
Lineage: Eukaryota; Apicomplexa; Conoidasida; Eucoccidiorida; Eimeriidae
Exons: 3
Coding region: 1-1482 (493 amino acids)
Biological process (GO): regulation of transcription by RNA polymerase II
Cellular component (GO): SWI/SNF complex; nucleus
Molecular function (GO): transcription coregulator activity
Source: RefSeq, a predicted model, not a curated record